AUGGAGGAGUGGAUCGUGAAGGAAUUCUUGAUUGKAGCUGGCUACAAGCAACAAGCAGUUCGCAAGUAUAAGACCCUUCGUUCAUGGGAACACAAGCAAGGGAUUCACUCUGUAAAAGUCAAUUUACUAGCCGACUAUGAAAAUGUUUGGGCUUUAAGGGCCAGUUGCAACCCAUCGUUUUCUACAGACAACGAAGAAAGCAAAUUGAUGUACCUAGUKCUUGACAGCUCAACUAGCAAGCCAGUGUUCUCUCACUGCACGUGCACUGUUGGGUUGAGAGGGGACUGCAGCCAUAUUGGAGCUCUGAUGUUUAUGUUGUGUGAUGUUGUAGCUGAAGGUCAACAGCAUCUUCCUCCAGAUYCCACAUGCACUGAUUUACCUUGCUCUUGGUCAAACCCAAAAGGAGCAAAGACUGAACAAAUUCUUGUUGAAGACAUCAAUUUUUACAAGGCUAAAUUUGGUAAAGAGCCACCACAAAAGAAAGUGAAACCAUCUCCAUCUGUGACAGAGGCAUACUAUGGUAUUGAUGAGACGCAAAGGAAUUUGAUGGAGGAGUGCAAAAUAGACUUGAAACACAACAUUUUCCUAGCAAAUGAAGGAAAGCCACUGCCACCUAUCUAUCAUAUCCUUGGAUCAAAAAGAGAUCCAAACAUCAGUGUACCGAUUAUCAAUAAUCUACCAGAUAGAUUACAAGCAGAUGAUGUUAACCUUUUAUAUUGUUCUGAAGUUGAAAUUGAAACUGAUUGCACUGAAACUGAUAGCAGUGUUGAUAGCCUAAGCCCUGUUGAUGUUCAUCCAGCAUCUUUACAAGAUAUAUUUCAGAGAACACAAUCUAUACUAGAAUACAUUGCUGUUGAUGAUGUUAAGGUAAAGCAAAYAGAACAGUCAACACAAGAUCAGUCAAAUAGUAAUGUAUGGUUCAAAGAACGCUUACCCCGCAUCACAGCAUCUCAAUGCAAGCGUGCUCUGGUUWAAGAAAGAACCAGUCCCACUAAGGCUAUGAGAGACAUUCUUGGCUAUAACAAACACUAUGAAUCACAAUACAUGAGGGAUGGUAUAAAUUCUGAAUCUAAAACCAUCAGGCAGUAUUCAAGCUUGACAGGAAACAAAGUAGAACAAUGUGGACUUUUUGUAUCUAAGUCACACCCAUUCCUUGGUGCAUCUCCAGAUGGACUCUUAGGCAAGAAAGGGGUCAUUGAAGUGAAAAGAGUACACCCUCAUGAAGGCGAGACAUUAGAAGAAGCUCUCAGAAGACAACAUAUUAUCAAGGAAAUUGAUGGAUCAUCAGAACUUAAUGUUAAUCAUCCAUACUACCAUCAAGUGCAACUACAGAUGUUUUGCACAGAAAGAACAUGGGCUCAUUUUGUAGCCUCUGAUGGUGAAAAUAUUAUUAUCAAAAACACCCCCUAUAAUAAGGAAUUUAUGAAUCAAAUUUUGCCAAAGCUAAAGCACUUUUAUUACAAUGUCAUUUUAUUAGAAUUAGCAUACCCUAGAGUUAAGGACGGUAUUGACAGAAUUGGUAAAUUAGGUGUAAACUAUUCAAUGUUAUGUAGCCUUAGGCAAAACUGA
Molecule: messenger RNA, 1569 nt
Organism: Exaiptasia diaphana
Lineage: Eukaryota; Metazoa; Cnidaria; Anthozoa; Actiniaria; Aiptasiidae
Exons: 4
Coding region: 1-1569 (522 amino acids)
Molecular function (GO): zinc ion binding
Source: RefSeq, a predicted model, not a curated record